This is a messenger RNA of Ilex paraguariensis (yerba mate), 1632 nucleotides long. Lineage: Eukaryota; Viridiplantae; Streptophyta; Magnoliopsida; Aquifoliales; Aquifoliaceae. The record is from the annotation of a GenBank genome assembly.
AGAGUACCCAUUUCAAGAGUCUGCUUUGCAAAGGUAAGAUCUUUAUCAAUCUCAAUCGGUAUGGUAUGGCUUUGAACUGCUUCAAAACGGCUCUUCUUGAUUCUCAGGCCAGUGUAAACUCUGAAACCCUUAAUGGGUAUUUAGAAAAGUGUAAGAAAUUGGAGUUUCUGUCAAGAACAGGGGCUUUUGAUCUCUCAGAUUGGGUUGUGAAUGGGUUUCGGGGAAAUCACUGGAACUCUCCGAGUACAUUGGCCCAGUUAAUAUUAAGAAAUCUCAGAUUAGUGGGCGUGGCCUGUUUGCUACAAAGAACAUUGACAGUGGGACUUUGUUGUUGGUCACCAAAGCAAUUGCCAUUGAAAGGGGUAUAUUGCCCCAAUCUGAAAAUGAAAAUUCAAGCCAAAAUUCCCAACUAGUUAUGUGGAAGAAUUUCAUUGAGAAGGUUCUUCAAUCAGCCUCGAAAUGCCACCAAAUCCAUCGUUCAAUAUCUAUGUUAUCGCCCGGCGAAGAUGAGGAUGGCCUUCAGGUCCCUGAUAUGAGUCUGUUCAGCCCUGAAUCAGAUGAAAUUAGCUUUUCAAAUGAGAGUCUUGAUAUGAGCAAAAUGCUAAGUAUUUUGGAUGCUAAUUCUCUAGUUGAAGAUUCAAAUUCAGCUAAAGUUUUGGGUAAAAACAGAGGUUAUUAUGGUGUUGGCCUAUGGGUACUCGCUUCCUUCAUCAACCAUUCUUGUGAUCCAAAUGCCAGGAGGUUGCACAUUGGUGAUCAUGUUCUAGUUCAUGCAUCUAGGGAUAUUAAGGCAGGUGAAGAGAUCACAUUUCCAUAUUUUGAUGUGCUUUUGCAAUUGAGCAAUCGAAAAGAAAUGGCAACAAAUUGGGGGUUUAGAUGCAACUGUAAAAGGUGCAAUUUUGAGGAGAACAUGUGUUCAAAACAAGAGAUGAGAGAGAUUGAAGUGGGCUCCGAAAGAGGAUUUGACGUGGGUGGUGUAGUUUAUAGGUUGGAGGAAGGUAUGAGGAGAUGGAUGGUGAGGGGAAAGGGAAAAGGCUACUUGAGAGCAUCGUUUUGGGCACCAUAUUCGAAAAUUUUUGAGUCACAGAAUCUAAUGAAGAGGUGGGGCAGGCGGAUUCCGGCGAUGGAGGCGGUGGUGGAGAGUGUCGUGGAUGCAGUAGGGAGUGACGAGAGGGUUUUAAAGGUGUUGAUGGAAGGCUUAAAAAGAAGUGGUGGUGGUGGGGUGGGGGAUAUGGAGAGAGCAAUGAAGUUGGGAAGAGGGGUGUAUGGGAAGGUAAUGAAAAAACAGGCAUUGAGGACUCUGCUUGAGCAGUGUAAUCAAGAGCAAAGCUAAAGCUCUAUUGCCUUGUAGCUUUUUGUAGUUCUUUGAUUUUAGUUUUCAGUUUCCAGCAGAAGUGGUGGUGGUGGUGGUGGAAAUGGAGAGAGAGACAGAAAGAGCAUGAGGACUCUGCUUGAGCACUGAGGAUAUUCAAGAGCAAAGCUAAAGCUAUUAGCUUAUAGCUUCUUGUAGUUCUUAGAUUUUAAAUUUCACUUUUAAGUGUCCGAGUUUAAGAGUUAGCCACGGCUUGUUUAGGAAUUCUUUAUCACUCAUGCUAGACAUUUUCAUUCUCGAAUAAAGCAUAUAUGUCGUUG